This is a messenger RNA of Stegodyphus dumicola, 1799 nucleotides long. RefSeq names its product protein phosphatase D3 (gene PpD3). Lineage: Eukaryota; Metazoa; Arthropoda; Arachnida; Araneae; Eresidae. Gene Ontology annotation, molecular function: protein binding; hydrolase activity. The record is from RefSeq and is a predicted model, not a curated record.
CCUUAUUUUUUUGUAUUUUAAUUUCAGCAAUUGAAGAUUGUUAUAAUGGACCAAACCUGGAAAAUGGUCAAGUAACUUUAGAAUUUAUGAGAAACCUCAUGGAAACAUAUAGAGAAGGAAAAAAAUUGCAUCGGCGUUAUGCUUAUCAGAUACUUCUUGAUGUUAAAGCCCUUUUUGAACAAACUCCAACUAUGGUAGAAGUUACCAUACCAGGGGAUAGUAAAUUCACAGUAUGUGGGGACAUUCAUGGACAGUAUUAUGACCUUCUAAACAUUUUUGAAAUGAAUGGCUUACCUUCUGAAUCAAACCCUUAUUUAUUUAAUGGUGAUUUUGUUGACAGAGGCUCUUUUUCAGUAGAAUGCAUAUUUACAUUGUUUGGUUUUAAACUGUUGUAUCCUAAUCAUUUUUUCAUGUCUCGGGGUAAUCAUGAAAGCCAAACCAUGAAUCAGAUGUAUGGUUUUGAGGGAGAAGUCAAGGCUAAGUAUUCAGCACAGAUGGCUGAUCUUUUCACAGAAGUAUAUAACUGGCUACCAUUAUGUCAUUUGCUGAAUAACAGAGUUCUGGUCAUGCAUGGUGGUUUGUUCUCAGAACCAGGAGUUACUUUAAAUGACAUUCGUCAAAUAGACAGAAAUCGGCAACCCCCUGAAAAAGGUCUUAUGUGUGAAUUACUAUGGUCUGAUCCUCAGCCACAACGUGGUAUCUCCCCCAGCAAGCGUGGGGUUGGUGUACAGUUUGGUCCUGAUGUGACAGAAGAAUUCCUUUCUAAAAAUAAUUUAGAUUAUAUUAUCCGUAGCCAUGAAGUUAAGGCCGAAGGAUAUGAAGUCACACACAAUGGAAAGUGCAUUACUGUAUUCUCUGCGCCAAAUUACUGUGAUACUAUGGGGAACAAAGGUGCAUUCAUCACUAUGAAAGGAAAAGAUAUGAAACCUAAUUUUGUAACAUAUUCAGCUGUUCCCCAUCCAAAUGUCAAACCAAUGGCAUAUGCAAGUAGUUUACUUGCUUUUAUGUGACAGUGGCCAUCCUAGAUAAUCAUAGUUUCUCAGGAAAAUCAGUUUUGUAAAUACAGAAAAAUCUUCUCCUUGUUAAAAGCAGCACUGAUUUUGCAAAGACUCCUAAAAGAGGAGUGUUUAUAUUUAGUUGUAUACUGUUUUAAUAAAUAAUGUAUAUACUUUUUAUGUGAGAUCAUAUUUCUACAUUAAUUUAGUUUUAAUAUAUGUGCAUAUAUGUUUAUUGCAUUGUAUUUUUUUAUUCAGUCAUAGGAGUAUUUAUAUUUCACCAACUCAUUGAGUCUUCACUGAAGUACAGUGCUUCUGUUAAUCAAGUUGUAAAGAAUAAUAAUUGUGAGAAUUUCUAAUUUUGAUGUGAUUUUUUAAAAAGGAAUCAUGUGAAGAAUUGUGGACACCUGAAAAGCUCAAAAAUUAGAAGUUAUUUUUUUAUACCUGUAGCUUUUGGAAACAAUUUGGGAUGUAUAUAGCUGACAAUGAUGAAGUAAACAUCAUUGGAAUGAAGCUUUAAUGUAGCAAAAUUAGCAAUGUAUAUCAAGUGAUAGAUAUAUGUAUAUUAUGUAUUAACUGUCUUAAUGCCAUUAAAAUAUUGAUUUAAAAUACUAUACACAAAGGAAGCUGAGCUUUUAUUUGAAUAGUUUCCAAAAAUCUUUUAUUAUAAAAUAAUGAAUUCAUAAUAAGCUUAAGAUGAAAAGAUGCACUAUACAUGUAAGAAAGCAUUUUUACAAGAAAUUCAAUUCUCAAACAAAAAUACAAUCGGUGAAACUGCAUCUAACAAAAAAAAAAAAAAAAAAA